AUGUGCUUGCGUGUGUGCGACAGACACGCACCCUUGGCAACACAAAGAGUGCUCGUGUGUGUGCGCAGCCCAAAAUUGACAAGACUUCGCUUUUCUUCAGCUUGUUGUUGUUGUUUUUUUUGCUUGCAUCAUCAGCGAGACGCGCGGGGAGACUCUCGCCGCAUUGACCUUUGAUUUACGGCACUGGCGAGCCGCGCCGGGAGACGGCCACGGAGGAGGGCGGCGGCGGGAGUGGGCGUGUCCCGGCGGGGCGUUUAUGUUGGAGCGGAGCCCGAGCCGCUCACUGCUUUCAAUUCGAUCCACCGCAAGGCGAGAACGCUCGCUCGCUCGCUCGCUCGCUCCCAUCGGAGAGCAGCAGAGACGCAACGCCGUGCAAGAACCGCGACUUUUGGAACCAGACUUUCUCCUAUCGGAACCAGACUUUUGCCUUUUGGAACCAGAUCUUUUUUCUUUCUAACUAGACCUCGUUCUUCGGAACCAGACCGUUGCCCUUUGGAACCGGACCUUCUUCUUUCUUCUUCUUAACCAGAUCUCCUUCUUUGGAGCCAGACCUUCUCCUUUGGAACUAGAAUUUCUCUCCUGGAACAAACCUUCUUCGAAACCAGACUUUCUCUUUUGGAUCUAGACCUUCUUCUUCAUCUACUUCUCAUCCUGCUUCUUGUUCUUGUUCUCGUGCUGCUUCGGACCCAGACCCCGUCCUCUUCCUCUUCUUUCUUCUCGUUCGGACGAUGCCGAUCCCGCCAAGCGCGAACUGAGGAGCCCCAAAAGUCAUCAUGCCGCUUCUGACGCUCGUCCGCUUGCUGUCGUCCGUGGUCGUUUUCUUCUCCGUGGCGGCCGACGGGCAGUCGGCGGGCGCGGCGGCGGGUCUAAGGGCGGACGGGGUGCGGGUGAUGUUCACGCCGACCAUCUGCAAGGUGCGCUGCGACCAGCGGCGUUGCGUGAAUCACUGCGAGCGCGGCAACGUGACCACCCUGUUCAGCGGCCCGGCGGCGGGACGGCGAGACGGCGACAGAUUCAGAGUUGGAUAAGAUGCCCGAGCCACCUCAUCUGGCUCCUCUCGCUGCUCCUCCGCAAUAACCUUUCAAAGGUACAAAUAUUUUUGAGCCAAAUGUUCUCUACUGAUAGCACACACUCUGAUGUUGACUGAACAGUAAACCUCGGGAACAUCGGUUGAGAAAUGAGCAAAGUUCCACCGAUUUCAAUAUCCUUGCAUUGCCUUUUACGGGAAUGUUGACCCCACCAACAUGGCUGCCACGUAGGUAGCCACUACUAUCACUAUUGAGUCUUUUUUUAAUCGAUUCUCCAAUUGAUUAUUGAUCUAAUAAUUGCACCCCACUUUGUUUUUUUUCUGCGACUAACAAUUUUUUUUAAUUCUCAUUUAUGAGGAAUGG
Phycodurus eques (leafy seadragon) is the source of this 1391-nucleotide messenger RNA. RefSeq names its product latent-transforming growth factor beta-binding protein 2-like. The transcript has 2 exons. The record is from RefSeq and is a predicted model, not a curated record. Lineage: Eukaryota; Metazoa; Chordata; Actinopteri; Syngnathiformes; Syngnathidae. The coding region runs from base 774 to 1028 and encodes 84 amino acids.